CUAGACGCAAUGCCUUGUGGGAAUAUUUUGCUGCGUAGAAGACAUUUUGGAUCUGGAAGGGGGCUGAGCUAGCCAUAAGUCUUAGCUCUCGGUUUCCUUGAGCUCCAGCAAAAAUGUCAACUAUGGUGUAUCCACGGGAGGAGAAGCUGGAGAAGCUCUCCCAGGAGGAGAUCAUCUCCAACACAAAGCUGGUCAUCCAAGGUCUGGAGGCCCUGAAGAACGAGCACAACUCAAUCCUCCACAGCCUGCUGGAGACCAUCAAGUGCCUAAAGAAGGAUGAAGAGGCCAACCUGGUCCAUGAGAAGUCCAACUUGCUCCGCAAGUCAGUAGAGAUGAUCGAGCUAGGCCUGGGAGAAGCCCAGGUGAUGAUGGCUCUGUCCAAUCACCUGAACGCGGUGGAGUCUGAGAAGCAGAAGCUGCGCGCUCAGGUUAGGAGGCUUUGUCAGGAGAACCAGUGGCUGCGGGACGAGCUGGCCAACACCCAGCAGAAGCUCCAGAAGAGCGAGCAGAGCGUGGCCCAGCUGGAGGAGGAGAAGAAGCACCUGGAGUUCAUGAACCAGCUCAAAAAGUAUGAUGAAGACGUCUCGCCCACUCAGGAGGAGAAAGACAGAGAAACACCAAAAGACAACUUGGACGACCUUUUCCCUAAUGAUGAAGAGGACCAAGGUCAAGGAAUGCAGCACCAACACAACAGCGCUGCCGUGGCUGCAGCCCAGCAGGGAGGCUAUGAGAUACCAGCCCGCCUGAGAACCCUGCACAACCUGGUGAUCCAGUACGCCUCUCAGGGCAGGUACGAGGUGGCGGUGCCGCUCUGCAAGCAAGCUUUAGAGGACUUGGAGAAAACCUCUGGACAUGACCACCCUGAUGUUGCCACCAUGCUCAACAUCCUGGCUUUGGUCUACAGGGAUCAAAACAAAUACAAAGAGGCUGCCCAUCUGCUCAAUGAUGCACUAUCCAUCCGUGAGAAAACCCUGGGCAAAGACCACCCAGCUGUUGCUGCAACGCUCAACAACUUGGCUGUGUUGUAUGGAAAGAGAGGGAAGUACAAGGAAGCCGAGCCUCUUUGCAAGAGAGCUCUGGAGAUCAGAGAAAAGGUCCUGGGGAAAGAACACCCAGAUGUAGCCAAACAGCUGAACAAUCUGGCCCUACUGUGCCAGAACCAGGGCAAAUAUGAGGAGGUGGAGUACUACUACUGCCGCGCCCUGGAGAUCUACGAGUGCAGGCUGGGUCCAGAUGAUCCCAAUGUGGCGAAGACCAAGAACAACCUGGCCUCCUGCUUCCUCAAACAGGGGAAAUACAAAGAGGCUGAGAUUCUGUACAAAGAGAUUCUGACCCGAGCUCAUGAGAAAGAGUUUGGAUCGGUUGAUGCUCAGAACAAGCCCAUCUGGAUGCAUGCAGAGGAAAGAGAGGAGAUGAGCAGGGGCAAGCACAGAGACAACACCCCAUACGGAGAGUAUGGUGGCUGGUACAAGGCCUGCAAAGUCAACAGCCCUACAGUGAAUACUACCCUGAGGAACCUUGGUGCCCUCUACCGCCGUCAGGGCAAACUCGAGGCCGCUGAGACACUGGAAGAGUGCGCUGUGAGAUCUCGCAAGCAGAGCAACACAGGCAUCGAUCCCAUCCACCAAACACGUGUGGUGGAGAUCCUGAAAGAUCCAGAGGGCGAGAGGCGGAGGAGCAGAGAUAGUCUGACCAGCGUUAAGUACGAGAGCGGCUCUGAGACCGGCGAGGAAGUGAGUAUGGGCGUGGAGUGGAACGGGGCCUAAGCCAUCAAGAUUAUUCCUUCAUGCUUCUCUCCUCCCCCCAACACAGUAAUAAAGGGAUGUGUGUUGUCGUUCCCUCUGGGCUCCUUUGUCCCUCCAAACCAACAGCUCCUCUACCGCUCCCGGGUCCCCCCCCCUGCAGCAGAGACUCAGAAAGCCCCCCUUCUCCUGGUUGUCAUCUCUGUUUCCUGCUCAACUGGCAACUGUUGGGACGUUUGGUCUUCUCAUCUCUGCUCUGGUGUUGCUCUCGCUCUCCUUUCCUGUCACUAACCAAUGUCGGUCUUUCUUUCAGCUUUUUCUCUCACUUCACUUUAGAGGAAGUUUUGUGUGUGUGUGAGUGAGUGCAAUGUAUCCUUGUGAGGACGUCACUUGUACAUUAUUUUCCUCCUCUUUAGAAUGUAUUUAUACUUUAUUAAUAGGUCAUAUUUAUUUUGUUAAGGUGGAAAAGGAAGUGAUGAGAGUUAUCUUGGAGUUAGCAUGUUCUGCAGUUUAUCUCACAGAAGUUGUCGGUCUGGCCAAAACACUCGAAGCCUCAAAGUGAAAGUUUAGCUAAGCAUUAGCUGCCAUGUUGGUGCCUGGAUUUUUGCCACUUUAUGUUUUUCAAAUGAUUAUCUUUCCCUGUUAUUUUAUUUUGUACAAGUUUUUUUUACCUAACGCCUGGCUUAUUAAUGGUACUGUUUAAUCCCUCUUUGUGGAUGCGCCAGCAGGGAAAGUAGCUUUUUUUUUUCUUCUUUUUUUUACGUCAGAUGUUGCCAGACUUUUGUAUCACUAUUGUUUACAUUAGAAAAAUAUAAAAGGUUUUUAAUAAGUUUGGGCCAGCAUGAAAUUGGUAGUGUUUCUCGCCUGUUGGGGAAAGAAUAGACUUUUACUCGAUGUCAGGAAGCUGCUGUUGCCAUGGUGAUAUGUUCUGGUCGCUCCAAUCAGCUAGAGUUUGGUUUGACGGUGUUUAGGAAGGCUCUGCUCUGCCAUGAUGCUUUUAGGGCGCGACGUUUACAAAUGCUUAUUAUUUGGGUGCACAAGUCAGUUUUUCAUUUUCCCUGAUCAUGCAAGGUUCAAACGUAGACUGAGCAGACGCCACCCUCUAUUUAUCAGUUUUUAAAUACCAUAAAUUCAAACCUGUGCCCCUAAAAAUGUCAAUGUUACAUUUUUUUGUAAUCAUUCCACCUUAUAGAAAUAUCUAGAGUUUAAUAAAAACAUUAGAAGCCCAGAAUAUUAUGACAGUGAUGCUGAUAAGUUUUUGUAAACGUCUCACCAGCAUAUUUCAUGUUAAAAGCAGAGACCAACUGGAGCAUUCAGCACAGAUAUCAGCCACCUGAGAGAUUCCCUGGAUGUAAAGGACGGCUUUUAACCCUUCGUAUGCUAAAUACCCAGAGCUGAUUUGAUCCGACGGCGUUAAAGGUUUACCCUCAUGCGGUAACUUAACAGACGACAGGGUUUCCCUUUGUCGGUGUGAAUAUACGUCUGUUGCAGUGGUACAGUCGCAUUCGAAUGCAAAGCUUCAUGGGUUGUGCUGCCUUUGUUUCUUGUUGCACAGCAUAAAUAUUGUAACUUUGGUGAAUCCUGUCUUUUUUUGGCAUCAGAGGUUCAGUGCGAGUGUCUCCUCACUGUUUACCUUAACCGAAUGUGAGUGAUCUUAACAUCUUGAAAGUGUAAUUGUUAGGCUGUAUUUGUAGAUUUGACAGCUGCAUUCACUCUCUGGCUUUUUAGUGUACUACAUGCCUCGAUUCUUCAUUCCUUUCCAUUGAGUACACCUAUACAUCUAAUGCAACUUUGAACAAAAAUAAAUAAUAGUGUUCACCCAGUUAUGAUGAUAUUGCUGUUAGUGGAAUGCUUGCUUAUUUAUUGAACUGUCUAUUCUCAACCUAUAGAGUGUGACUUUUGUUUCUAUUUGUGAAAGAACAUAAAAUCAUAAGCUCUAUAAGCAUUAUCUUAGUGUGUAGGACUGCGUUAUAUCUAUAUAUUCACCAUUCUGCAUUGUGAUGAUUAAUGCAUCAACACUUGUUGGUAUUCUCAAAUAAAGUUUUUCAUUUGUGAGCGUUUGUCUCUUUCUUUGCUGUGGAUGAAAACCUCAAUGUGAGCAAAAGGAGAAAUCCAUAGGUGCCCACAGCACCUCCUGCUGGUGAAACUCUUUUAGUAAAAAUAUAGUGAUGGCGGCAUCACCACUGUUUGCCCUUCAUUACUUCUUCAAAGACUGGU
Messenger RNA from Cyprinodon variegatus (sheepshead minnow), 3959 nucleotides. RefSeq names its product kinesin light chain 1-like. The coding region runs from base 114 to 1766 and encodes 550 amino acids. Gene Ontology annotation, cellular component: cytoplasm; kinesin complex; membrane-bounded organelle. The transcript has 15 exons. NCBI's taxonomy places the organism in Eukaryota, Metazoa, Chordata, Actinopteri, Cyprinodontiformes, Cyprinodontidae. Gene Ontology annotation, biological process: microtubule-based movement. Gene Ontology annotation, molecular function: kinesin binding. The record is from RefSeq and is a predicted model, not a curated record.